Messenger RNA from Marasmius oreades (fairy-ring Marasmius), 411 nucleotides. RefSeq lists its product as uncharacterized. The coding region runs from base 1 to 411 and encodes 136 amino acids. The record is from RefSeq and is a predicted model, not a curated record. NCBI's taxonomy places the organism in Eukaryota, Fungi, Basidiomycota, Agaricomycetes, Agaricales, Marasmiaceae. The transcript has 3 exons.
AUGGCUGCGUUCGAAGUGGCGAUGGUCUUCGCCGUCCGCCCAUCGUACAGCCAAGGUCUUUCCAGCGGUCGUACCGGCACACAGUUCUUUGGAAUCUUCUUUUCGGUCCUCCUCGCCUUGGGUUUACUUCCCGAAUACUACGAGAUCUACAAACAUCGAGAAGUCAUUGGGAUUUCGAUUACCUUCAUGAUCAUUGACGCCCUCGGCGGUGUAUUUUCUGACCUGUCCUUGAUUUUUGCUUCCGGCAAGUUCGAUGUCAUUGCUGCCAUCGGCUAUACACUGGUCUUCGCCAUGGAUCUGGUCAUUAUUGUCGCUGCCCUCAUAUUGAAUCCUUUGGCUCGUCGUAAGAGAAAUAGAUACCCAAUGACGGACAGAAACUGUAACGAAUCGCAGGAUACAUCCCCCGUCUAA